Plodia interpunctella (Indianmeal moth) is the source of this 2542-nucleotide messenger RNA. Its product is annotated as bromodomain-containing protein 4-like. The transcript has 6 exons. Gene Ontology annotation, molecular function: DNA binding. Bases 94 to 1305 code for a protein of 403 amino acids. NCBI's taxonomy places the organism in Eukaryota, Metazoa, Arthropoda, Insecta, Lepidoptera, Pyralidae. The record is from RefSeq and is a predicted model, not a curated record.
AACCCAGCCCGCCAGUUUAGCGCGGACAUCACUACGCGUCAGACGUCCGCACGCGCGCACUGAAGCCGCAAGACGCGUAAUAUUCAAAAUAAAAUGGUUCGCACGAAAGACCCGGACGGCGUGAAGAGCAAUCUCAUAAUUUCCGAAGUGCAAAAACGUGCUUGUUUAUUCGAUACGAACGAUCCUAAUUACGGAGAUAGGGCCGAGAAGGCUAGAUGUUGGGAGGAGGUAUACGAGUGCGUCGUACCAGGCUGGGCUCUGAUGGGUCUCCCGGAGAAGUUUGCGGCUGGUAAAGAAGUGCAGAAGCGGUGGCGUUCGAUCAGAGACUCCUACACCAAGGCGUACAGGCAGGGCAAGUGCGUGCCCCCUGAAAUGUGCGCCCCGGGCAGCCGCCGUUACAACUACCACAAACAGAUGGCGUUCCUGCUCACCGCGUUGAAACACAAGAAACCGAGGUACUCUCAAGACAAAUACGAGUCGUUCUCAGAACUAUCAAACUCACCCUCACACCCCCCGCCAGAAGACAUCCAGCUAAAAAUAAAAAACGAAUGCAUAGACAAACCAUUAGAUUUAAAAACAAAACCAGAUAACCCUGAACGACCAGAAACAAUGGACAAAUGCACAACAACAGCCGAAGAGAAAAUCGAAUUGAAAAAUCCAUCGCUUGAAAUUAAAAUCGACGCAAAUUCGAUUCUGCCCGAAGAUCAUUUCGACGAUGAUAAACUGUUUAUGAAUUCACUGUUGCCAUUGUUUAAGAAAAUGGACGACGACACGAGGUUGCUCUGUAGAAUUGAAGUGUUAAAAAUAAUUAGGUACGCUUUACAGGGUCACAAGUGUUUUGAGGCCUUGAAAAUGGCUGAAGACAGCUUUUUCAGGAAUAGAAUUAGCGGGAUUUUGGCUAAAGAGGAAGUGAGCGAUAGCACCAUAAACACGUCUAAGUCUAGCGAGUCGAAAUUGUCUAUGGUGACGAGGUCUGCUGACGGAACGAGGACUAUAAGGAAACGGAAAGAUCGAUCACUAUCCCCACUUCCCGUUCCAGCUAAAAAACGUGGUCCUGGGCGUCCAAGAAAAAUCCGUCCGCCGCAGUCGGACUCGGAGUCUGAGCAGCCGCGGCGCCGCCCGCCGCCGCGGCUGUCGGAGCUCGACGACUCGCUCAGCACCGCCACCAGCGUCGCCCAGCUCUCCGCGCCCAUGUUCAUGAAGAUGUACAAUCUGGGUCGGUCCAAAGCGGCUCAGUCGCCGCCCCAAGCCAUGCAGAUUUCCAUCAAAACAGAACCAAUAGAUCCUGAGCCCCAACCAAGUUAAAAUGACCCAUAAAUAGUACCACCAUCACAUUUUUAUCAAUUCGUUUUAUUUAUUAGUGAAAAAUAGAUAUUAUAAUCUAUACAAAGGUACCUAUACUAAAUAAAUUAUUUUAUUCGAACGUAUUGUCGUUUUUAAUUGGACACAGUUGCCACAGUUUCCUAAACCGGAAAUGGUCGCCACCUACAUCCAUUUAUUAAAUUGUGACUACAUUGCAUAAUAGAAAAUUAUAAUGCGUUCUAAUAAAAUCAUUCACCUUUAGUAGCAUAAUUUUUAUAGAUAUAUAUUUUUAAUUUCGCUUGAAUACAGGAAAUUGAUUAAAAUGUUAAGGUGGCGCUGGUGAUGUUUAAGCGCGUUGGUUUUUUAGAGACUUGGCUAUAUUUUUACAUCCAAAUGAGAUAUUGUCGAACAAAUUAAACUGAGUAACUAAAAAUGAACUAAUAGUUUUUGUUAUUUCGGGGAUUAAAGCUUUUUUGUCUCAAAAUAAAAAUUUCAUAUAUUAAUUUUAUUAAAUUCCACACACGUUGAAUCCUAUUUGACUAACGAUGGAAAAAUGACAAAUAGGCAAAGCACAAGCUUUUAAAGGCCAAUGUCUUAAACAACGCUCUUAGAUGUAUUCAUAUCAUAUUAUCAUAUGCGAGGAUGUAAGUUAUAUUGUAAAAAAAUGUGAUAUAGUUAGUAUAUGCUUGGCCAUUUAUUUUCAUUUACGCGAAAUUAGUAUUAAGAACGUUAAGUACAACAAAAAAUAUUGUAUUUUUUCAACAAUAUUGAGAACAAUGUUUAUAAAAUAUAUUUAUUCGAGCUUGUUCACCAUGAUUCAUUUACUGAAAUUAGGGUUAAAGUUAUAUUAAUAUGUAUACAAUAUAGAUAUGAGCAAAUGAUUUAUUUUGAAUGUGUCUAGUUCUUAAUCACGUUAGAUACGUGAAUUAGUCAUAUCACAUCAUUAUGACGAAUGGAGGUUUCCAUACAAUUUUUUUCAUGGUUAAAAAAAUAUUUGAAACAUUUAUAUACCCAUAUAAAUGUUUCAAAUAUUUUUUUUUGAACCAUGAAAAAAGUUGUAUGGAAAACUCCAUUCGUUCCAUUUUUUUUUUAUAUCAUGAUUUACGAUUUAGUAUAAGAUUAUUCAAUUAACAAAAUGUUAUAUAAAACAGGUGUGAUGUAAGUUUGUACAUUCCAACUAUUAUUGUUAGGACAAUACGAUAUUUUACGAAUGUAUGACCAAUAAAUGAUUUUCAUAAAA